Messenger RNA from Adineta steineri, 1434 nucleotides. Lineage: Eukaryota; Metazoa; Rotifera; Eurotatoria; Adinetida; Adinetidae. The record is from the annotation of a GenBank genome assembly.
AUGUCAGAUGAAGAAGGUAUGAUUGAAGAUGGUGAAGAAGAAGAGGAAGACGAAGACGAAAGAGGCGAACAUGAAGAAGAAUAUAUUCAUCAAUCGACUGAACCGAUAAUCGAUGUUUUACAAAUUGACAAUGAAUUAUCAUCAACGAAAUAUCGUUUUAAAAAAAAUGAGAUUAUGCUUUGUUAUCAUGGUUUAUUAUUAUAUGAAGUUAAAUGUGUUGAUCAUAAAAUGAAAGAAAAUGAUAGUGGAAAUUUUCAUCGUCCAUCCUAUUUAGUACAUUAUUGUGGAUGGAGUUCAAAAUGGGAUGAAUGGGUUGAUGAAACACGUCUUGUUAAAAUGGAUGAUGCUGGUUUAAAAAAACAAGCACAAUUACUUGUUCAACAUGGUAAAGGCAAAGCUCGAUUGAAAAAUUUACGAAAAAAUAAUAGUACAAGUCCAUUAAAACGAACAACAAGUCGAUCAAUAUCAGAUCAUUCAACAAAUACAAAUAUCGAUUCAAUCACAAAUGAAACAACAACAAAUCAUAACAACAACAUUAAUAUUAAUAAUAAUGUUAAUAACAAUAAUAAUAAUAUUAGUCAUUUUCCAUUAGAAGAAACACCAUCAUUAUCUGGACGAAGUGAUACGGGAAGUAGUAGUAGUAGUAGCAGUAGUACAACCAGUGAAUUUACAUCAAACGCAGAUUUAACUACUACAACUAAUGAUUUAAUCGAAUCUGAUGCAAAGAGAUUUAAACGAAGUAUAAAUACAACCGGAAAAAUAACAACGAAAGAUAAAAUAACAUAUAAUUUAUAUUUAGAAAUUGAUUCAACAUCGAUUAUUAUUAAUGAUUUAUCACCUUCAAUCUUAGCUCAACAUGAAACAUGUCAACGUAUAACGCGUCGUUUUUAUUCUUAUCAAAUGGAAUGGUUACAAUUUCCAUCUGAACUUGUCGAAUUUUUAAUAAAUGAUCGUGAUCUAGUUAAUAAUCAAAAUUAUCUUCUUUCAAUUCCACCAGCAGAUUCAUCAUUAAUUAUACGUAAUAUAUUUAAUAAUUAUUUAGAACAACAAAUCAAUGAAUGUUCAUUAGCUGAAGUACUCGCUAUAAGAACAUUAAUAUCAUCGUUAAUUGAUAUGUUUAAUAUAGCACUUGGUAAAUGUUUACUUUAUCGUUUUGAACGUUUACAAUUACGACAAUUAUUAGAAAAAGAUUCAACAAUAUUAUUAUGUGAUUAUUAUGGUUCAAUACAUUUACUUCGAUUUUUAUGGCGUAUUAAAGAUUUAUUACGUGAUAUGAGUUCAAAUACAAAUCGAGAAGAAUAUGGUUUAUUAUUAGGACGUGUUCAACAUAUUUUGAAUUAUUUAUAUGAAAAUAAAACAAUAUUAUUUCCUUCAAAUGAAUAUGAUAUUUGUUCAACAGAAUACUAUCGUUGUUCGUUGCAAUGUUUUCAAUAA